AUGCCCAUUGAGAGCCCUGGCCCUCGCAAGUCAGGCCUGAGAGGCCUCUUUGAAAACGCACUCCGUCCGAAGAAGUCACGUCAGACUCUUCGUAAAUCUAGCGUGGGCAACCGUUCAACUCCUGAUCUGCGUAUCGCAGCUCUAGCCAAAUCUGAUGAGCCUCCGCCGCCGAUGCCCGAGUUGGCGCCUCUCCAGGCCCAUCGGAUGAAGUAUCAGCAGGACCAUGCGCUGUUGGACUCGCAACUGGGUGAACGUCGUGACUACACGACCAUGAUACACUCUCUGGGACUACUGGAUUCGGAUGACAGCUAUUCACCGGCACAGGCGGACGAUGAUCAACGCAAACCCGGAGAGCCUGAUAUUGCUAAGCUGCCGUCAGAGCUCUGGGAGCGUAUCGCAAGUUUCUUGGAUCCGGAUGAUUCGGCAAGCCUAGCGUCCGCCAGUAGAACGCUGUACAUGCGGCUAGGCACAGAUCCGUUCACCAAGUUACAAGAUCCGGACAAUUACACCUACCGGAUCAACUUCCUGGUCAAACUUGACCACCUCCUCCCCCAUCACCUCCUAUGCUUCCCCUGCGGACGAUAUCAUCGAAGGACGCAAGAAGGCCUCGAGCGCCUGAAACCAUCCCAUGUCGUCAAUCCACUUUUCAACUGUCCACAUGCACUUAACCCGCUUAAUCCACCGCCUCGAAGCCGCAUCACCCACGGCCGUACCAUUCCCUUUGCCUUUGUUCAACUUGCCAUGCGGACACACCGUUACGGACCCAAAUACGGCCUCCAACCCGCCGACCUUGGCCGCCGCUGGGAGCGCGAUGGCUGGUCCCAUACCUCACGCUUCCACAUCCACGACGGUCGCCUGCUCAUGCGUGUGGUAAGUCAAACCUUUGCUGCACCGGGUCUGACCCUAUCAGCACAACGCAUGCUCUUGUAUUCCCGCGAGGAUUACUGGCCCUUCUUUUCCGCAUGUGCCCACUGGCGCGACGGCGAGCUCAUGCCCGCCUGCAAAUGCGCCCUCGAACACAUUCCCAAGCCUCGCAACACAGGCGGUCUCCAGAAUCUGGAACACAAGGUCAAAGACCGAAUCAGCGGGACACGCUUCGACCCCAACUCGCUCGUGACGCUUUGCGGGUUCUGUCGACCCAUGCGACGCUGCCCCGAGUGUCCCUCAGAGUACCUGAUCGAGAUCAAGCUCGCCGAGGAUACAACUAGUUCCCGACAAGCUGUCUUCAAACAGGCUAUCGUUGUCACCCGCUGGACCGAUCUCGGCGACGGUACCUCUCCAACUAGACCGGAGUGGGGUUCUAUUAACGGAUUGCGAGACGAUUACGAUUCUUUUGCGCAUCCCAACUACGCGAAGCGUGGAAUCGCGAGUAUCUUUGAGGCGGCAUUUACUGCUGACACUCUGCCCGGGCAGCGGGUGAUUUCGAUGAACCCAAAAAGAAAGAAGCUCGGUGAGGAAGGCCAUGGUUGGUAUUAG
Molecule: messenger RNA, 1476 nt
Organism: Penicillium oxalicum
Lineage: Eukaryota; Fungi; Ascomycota; Eurotiomycetes; Eurotiales; Aspergillaceae
Exons: 1
Coding region: 1-1476 (491 amino acids)
Molecular function (GO): protein binding
Source: RefSeq, a predicted model, not a curated record